Elgaria multicarinata webbii is the source of this 1670-nucleotide messenger RNA. It is a transcript of the gene TMEM151A, whose product is annotated as transmembrane protein 151A. The transcript has 2 exons. The coding region runs from base 135 to 1595 and encodes 486 amino acids. The record is from RefSeq and is a predicted model, not a curated record. NCBI's taxonomy places the organism in Eukaryota, Metazoa, Chordata, Lepidosauria, Squamata, Anguidae.
GGCACGGCGGCCGACUCCAUGCCCCGCUCCGGGCACUGGCGGGGUCGGCACAGCACCAGCCGCGGGGCCGCGGAGCCCCUCGCCCGCCCCUAACAUGCGGCCGGGGCGCCUGCUGGCGGCGCCACGCGUGAACCAUGCCCGGCGUGGGGGAAGACGACGACGGGGCGCAGCAGCCGGGGGCGGGGGAGCUGCCCACGCUCACCCCCGCGGGGGGACCCCCUCGGGAAGAGCAGCGCCCUCUCAAGCAGUCGCUGAGCAGCUCCCUGUGCCGUGAGUCUCACUGGAAGUGCCUCGUGCUCACCCUGCUGAUGUUCGGCUGCUUCGGGGUGAUGGGAUGGUGCCGCCUGUCGACGGUGACCCGCCUGAGCUAUGACGGCUCCUACCAGGGCGCCUCCAUGAUCUACCACGACAGCCCGUGCUCCAAUGGCUACAUCUACAUCCCGCUGGCGUUCCUCGGGAUGCUCUACGUAGUCUACCUGGUGGAAUGCUGGCACCGCUUCGCCAAGGGGCAGAUGCAGCACCGGGUGGACACGGCCAGCGUCUACGAGAAGGUGCAGCGCAUGCAACAGGCCACGCCCUGCAUCUGGUGGAAGGCCAUCAGCUACCACUACAUCCGCCGCACCCGGCAGGUCACCCGCUACCGCAACGGCGACGCCUACACCACCACCCAGGUCUACCACGAGCGGGUCAACACCCACGUGGCCGAGACGGAGUUCGACUACUCAGGACACGGGGUGAAGGACGUCUCCAAGGAGCUGCUGGGCCUCUCGGAUUACCCCGUCACCAAGCUGCGCUUCACCAAGUGCUUCAGCUUCGCCACCGGGGAGGCCGAGGCGGCCUACCUGACCCAGCGGGCCCGCUUCUUCGGCGAGAACGAGGGCUUGGAUGACUACAUGGAGGCCCGCGAGGGGAUGCACCUCAAGAAUGUGGACUUCAAGGAGCACAUGCUGGUGUUCCCUGACCCCGGGCGCCCGCCCUGGUACACCCGCCGAUGGGUCUUCUGGCUGGCCUCGUUCCUCCUGCUCUCCUGGCCGCUGCGCGUGCUGGCCGAAUACCGCACAGCCAACGUCCACUACCACGUGGAGAAACUCUUUGGGGCGGAUGACGGUCCCAGCCCCCUGGACGCCGCGGGGGGCUACGGGCGCCGCAUCUCUCGCGUCAACACGGUCGACAUGACCGAGCUGGAGUGGCACAUCCGGUCCAACCAGCAGCUGGUGCCCAGCUACUCGGAGGCGGUCUUGAUGGACUCCACCGUGGUGGCCGGCGCCGCCUACCUCCGCAGCUGCCAGCGGUGCCGCCGGACUGUCAGCAGCAACUCGCUGCCCUCCCGGGGCACCCGGGCCCUCUACGCCCGCCUCCCGUUCAGCUGCAGCCGCUUCUCGCUGGGGGGCGCGCGGAGGUGUGGCGGCAUCCUCCGCAGCCUGAGCGGGAGCCACGUGGGCAGCAGCAGCAUCGAGACGGAGCCCUUGGAGAGCCCGCCCUGCUACCAGGACGCUUUGUAUUUCCCAGUGCUCAUUGUGCAUGGCGGGGAGGGCUGCCACCGGAACGGGCCCCGGCCGGGCCCUGCAGGGAGGGCGUUAGGGACCCCGCUGUGAUCCCAGGGAAGAGAGGGUGGCGGAAGCGAAGCCCCACAAGGAAAGCAACCUGCAAGCCCCCGGCCUCAUUCCCAU